Messenger RNA from Formica exsecta, 2406 nucleotides. RefSeq names its product transmembrane protein 184C. Lineage: Eukaryota; Metazoa; Arthropoda; Insecta; Hymenoptera; Formicidae. Gene Ontology annotation, molecular function: transporter activity. Bases 381 to 1667 code for a protein of 428 amino acids. Gene Ontology annotation, biological process: transport. The record is from RefSeq and is a predicted model, not a curated record. The transcript has 7 exons.
AAUGCGUAUAUUAUAUUAUCGAAUGACUCGAACUGCAAGGGGUUAGAAGACAGGAAGUUCGCACCUACCUAUCUAUCUGUCACUCUCAGCUGAUUCAUUCACCCCGCCGGACGACAUUCAUUUAUUGUAUUUUUGUUUUCUUUUUUUUUUACGCGCAAUGACUUCUAUUUGCUUAAUAUUGUUUCUCAAUGAAAGUUGCUAAGAGAAUUAUCAGACGAAUGUAUAUGUAUUUACGACAAGUAAACAUCAAGACGGUUCAUUGAGUGGAUAAUAGAAAGUGCUAUAAACUCUGCAAUACAAUUUCAAUCGUACCCACGAAUCUGACUGUACUCUGGCCCGAAAUUAUGAUGUGACAGUGUCCAAAGUAUCUGAACGAAGUGAUGGCUUCGAUCUGUCGACGUUGGAGAUUAUGGAUAUUGCCCGUACUGACCUGUUUGUACGCGCUGCUCAUUGUUGUACUCGUACCAAUCCUGCUAGUCAAUUCCAUCAAAACUGGUUUCAAAAAGGAGGAUCAGGGCGCACUGGUGGGUGGUGCUUUUGUCUUGCUAGCAUUACCCAUCGCCUUCUACGAGAUUGUCCAGCACAUGAUCUAUUACACGCAGCCUAGAUUACAGAAAUAUAUAAUAAGGAUAUUAUGGAUGGUACCCAUCUACGCAGUGAAUGCUUGGUUAGGUUUGGUGUAUCCUGCGGGCAGUAUAUACGUGGAUAGCUUAAGAGAAUGCUAUGAAGCUUAUGUGAUAUAUAAUUUCAUGAUGUACCUAUUGGCCUAUUUGAACUCCGACCACCAAUUGGAACAUAGACUGGAGAUCUCUCCUCAAGUGCACCAUAUGUUUCCUCUCUGCUGUCUUCCCAACUGGGAAAUGGGCAGAGAGUUUGUACAUAUGUGCAAGCAUGGUAUUUUACAAUAUACAGCUGUUAGGCCUAUAUCAACUUUAGUAUCAUUCAUCUGCGAAUUGAACGGAGUGUAUGGAGAAGGUGAAUUUAGAGGAGACGUCGCUUUUCCAUAUAUGAUUGCUUUAAACAAUCUGUCACAAUUUGUUGCCAUGUACUGUUUGGUACUCUUUUACCAUGCCAAUGUGGAGGCCUUGAAGCCAAUGAAGCCAAUUGGAAAAUUUCUGUGUAUCAAAGCUGUAGUGUUUUUCUCUUUUUUUCAAGGAGUAUUAAUAGCUCUGUUGGUAUACUUCGACGUUAUAUCAAGUAUUUUUGGUACAGACGAUACAGAUCACAUCAGAAAUAUAUCGUCCAAGUUGCAGGAUUUUCUAAUUUGUAUAGAGAUGUUUUUAGCCGCGGUAGCGCAUCAUUACAGCUUUUCCUACAAACCAUUUGUCAAUUUAGCGCAGGGUCAAGCAUGGUGGGACGCAUUUAGAGCAAUGUGGGAUGUUUCUGAUGUGCAUAAUGACAUAAAGGAACAUUUGGGUGUCGUCGGCUCGUCUUUAAGCCGCAGGAUACGUGGACGCGGUGCAUAUCAGCAGGCUUGGGGAAGCGCGACGGAGCGUACGUCGCUCUUGCCUGAGGCCACGGUGAUAAGCCAGGCCAGAAGUGCGCCUACCUGCUCAUUCUCGGGUUACAACACAACCGAGGCUGGACUGAAUAAUAAUCCAUCCAUCGCAGAAUCAGAGGAGGCGACCCCGGACGCGCAGGAUAAUAGUAAUACUAUUAAUACGUAGCCGAUAUGUCUGAAUCCAUCCGCGCGAAAACGGUACUCAAUUGCGGUGCGUUAUGAAACCGGCAUAUUUUGACGGGAUUAUAUCUUAGUAUUAUUUUUUAAGCCGAAAAAAGUACAUAGUUUUGCAACAGCAUUCUUUCCAACGCUAUUGUACAAAUCAUCAAAGUCACUUAUUAUCACAUCACAUAUCGCAUUGGGACGCAAUGUUCCGAUGUCAUGAGAUGUCCUUUUCAUGAUUAAUGCGGGAACAAUUUUUUCUUAGUAAAAACAUUGAGACAAUAUUUUCUUACAUUUUAUCAAAAAUUAUGUAAAAAAUAUAAAAAUAAUUUUAUUGUUUAUAAUUUCGAGUCGAAAAUAUAAAAAUAAUUUUAUUGUUUAUAAUUUCGAGUCGAUCUGAAAAAUUGAAAAGAACAUCUAGUGGUUUCGGAGCAUUCUAUUUAAUGUUUACGACUUUAAUGGUUACUAAGAAAUUUGAUACAAUAAGUAGUGAAUUUUGUGAAGAGCAUAAAUUGCUCACUACGUCCUCAUUUUGCGAAAGUCACUCGUACGUAUAUGUUACCAAUGAUGUACUACCAAAUAAUGUACAUACAUUUAUAUAUAUAUACAUAGAGAAGUACUGUAUCUCUAGAAUAUUUGUACAUACCUCGAACGACCAACGCAUCAAAUUUUAUUACACAUUCGACACAAAUGAUGUUAUUUUUUUCUCGAUAUAUGGAACAGAAAUUACAGGAACGAACCAU